Molecule: messenger RNA, 507 nt
Organism: Meloidogyne enterolobii
Lineage: Eukaryota; Metazoa; Nematoda; Chromadorea; Rhabditida; Meloidogynidae
Source: the annotation of a GenBank genome assembly
AUGUUAAUUAUUAAACAAAACAGUAAAAUUAUUCAAGUUUUCAUAUGUUUUGUAUUUAUUAUAAAAAUUGUUUAUUGCGGUAAUAGUGGUUUUUGUUGUUCUGUUGAUGUUCUUGAUGAUAAUGAAGAAAAUAAAGAAAUAUUAAUUAUUCAAGAUGAAGGUAAUCCAAAUGUUGCGGAAGAAAAUGUUAUUGUGGAAGACGCUGAGGAUCUAUUAAAUGACGUUGUUAAUGGUCAGGAUGAGGAGGCUGAAGGAGAAAAUAAUCUUCAGCUUAUGAAUGAAGACGGCAUCGUUGUUAAUGAGGAGGGUGAAGAGGAAGACCUUCAGUUUAUGAAUGAAGACCAAAUCCAAGCUUUAGCAGACGAACUUGACCCAGAUUUUGAAGUUGACCAAGAGAUUGCAGUUCCAAAUUUUAUACUUCCUGUUCAAAAUGAUGGAGAAGAUUCUUUGGGGACUUCACGUAGCUCUAUAUUUACAAGUACUACUGAUUCUUCUCGAAGAGAUUAA